AUGAAAGAAUCAAGCAGAUUUUUUAUUGAUAAAUUAUACGAAAAAUGUAAAUGGUUUGCAAUUGAAAGCUUGAAUAAAGAAGGGAAAUUUAAUGAAAAUGAGCAAACAGUUACAACAAUUAAAGAAUUAUUAGAGAAACGAGGUUUUGUUUACCACUGCAGAGAUUACCUAAUAGAACAUGAUACAAAAGAUUGUACAUUCUAUAAUAGUUAUCUUGAUAUGUAUUAUUACCCCGGAAAGGUUAUAGAUCAGUCUGUUGAUCGUGUAAUUGAGAAAGAAAACUAUCAAAGAAUGUUAGAACAAUUCGAAAUUGAAAAUUCCGAGCAUAAAGGUGGACAAUCUAUUCAGAAUCAAAAUGAAAUAGAAUAUAACAGUGAACAUGGAAAUGAAGUUGAGCUUCAUACCGAUUAUGAUGUAGACUUUCCUCGACAAAUGGUUGGUUCAGAAGCUGAACAUCAUAUGGGACCCUCGUCAUCUACAAAUGAUGAGCAUCUUGGCGGUAAUUAUGAUCAACUAUAA
Meloidogyne enterolobii is the source of this 519-nucleotide messenger RNA. The record is from the annotation of a GenBank genome assembly. Lineage: Eukaryota; Metazoa; Nematoda; Chromadorea; Rhabditida; Meloidogynidae.